AGGUAUCGUGUUGUGCGCUCCGACCAAUCAUAAUUCAGGUGAGACCAUCUCUCCUCCUCAUAGAGUUGACCAGAGGGGUGAGAAAAGGGGAUCUCUCCUCCUCGUCGUGGUGCGCUGAGGGUGUCCUAUAAAGGGUGUCAUCGCCAACCCCGAGCACCCAUUCCACCACCGACCACCACACCAAACCACCGCUGCGCGAACCACGCCGCCACUAUAUUGGCCGUCCUUUUCAUUUCGACAUCUUACUAUCAAUCGUGAUUUCUCGAUCUUCCGAUCACCCUACGCAUCAAGAGAUCGAAGAGUCGACAGAAUGAUUGCACUUUGGACUUUCAAUGCAAUGGCAUUUUUCUGCAAUUGGAUGCUUGUGUCUUCCUCAAUGUUGACACCACUGAAGGACGACGGCAGCCUGAGAAUCUUCAAGGAAUCACCGAACGAAUUUGAAUACAUUAUAAAGAGACGUGGUAUCGACGAGCGUAAAGAAGAUACCGAUUCUAAAGAGAGACGCAGCAUGGGUUCCUCCUUUAUCAGAUUCGGACGCAGUCAGUCUUCUUUUAAUGGCAUCGAUAACUCUGUCGAUGGAGAAACCGAUUUGAAGGUUAACAGACACCCCCGAUGGAAAUCACCGGACAUCGUUAUCAGAUUCGGUCGGUCCAACUUCAAAGCUAUUAAUAGUGAACAAGCUAAACGUGGGCGAAACGAUCUCAAUUUUAUCAGGUUUGGUCGAAACGUGCAAGUUGUUCCGGCCGAUCUCGAUUUGUCUGCAGUGUGUUCAGCACUUGUGUCGAACGGCGUGGUCAAUGACGCGGAAUUACAUCCGGAUGUAUCAAGAUUGCUUCGUCUUUGCAACGGUUUGAACAAAAUAACCGGCGACAUUAGUUUGGACACUUCGGGGAGCCAGGACGGUCCAGGUCGUCACGAGUGAACCGGCCUGCUACUUGCUGUUAUCCGAACUCGUCCGAGAUCCGAGAUCGUCCCAUGCGGAUUCAUUCUGCGGAUUCGAUGCCGGAUGUCAACGAGGAUUCAUAACGCUCCAGUUUGCCAAACCGACUUCAUCGUCACGACCGAACUGCAUUUGGCUUUGAGAUAACGGCCGGAUAUCGCGUUACUACCAGCGCGGAUUUGUACUUAAGCGGAUCUCUCGCACGUCAACUUGUUAAAAAAAUUGAAAAUAAUUCAUCGUCUAUUGCAAUAUUACAAAGAAAUAAUAAGAUUUAUUUAAAGAAAAUUCGCUUCUAUUCCUUAUUCCUUUGCCAAGCUGAACCAGUCACAAUUUUCCAUAUAGCACAGAAUAUUACAAAAUAUUGCAACAAUAUUGCUGAAAUGUUCACAUUUUAUGUUGUUGGUAUUCUGUGCUUUUGAGUGGUUUAUUACUUAUGUUAUUAGUUAUAUAAAUAUUUAUCAACAUUAAGAGAUAAUAUCCUUUUAUUUUCAUUGCAUUUAAUUCAUCGCAAUAAAAUGCAGUGCUUGUGUUGGAUAUAUGUACAUACAUAAUUUAUAGCUAAAGCAUUAAACUGAUCUCUUGUGUGUUUUGUAUCAUCUUUCUUAUUCUAUCUCUUAAGAAAACAAGCGCUAUGUACAGACUUGUUUUUUUAUGAACAAACUAUCUUUACCUUUUUUUAGUUUUAUUAAGCGCUAAAUAUUUAUUAGUGCAAGCUGAUAACAAAAAAUGCCGAGCCGUGAAUCUCAUAUCAAAUAUCGUGUACAUCCACCUGCCUCAUUAUUCAAUUUGUUCAAUGUACAUACAACCUGACGAUCUAUCGAAAUACCGUAAAUGUAACCAUAGAUUCGUAUUAUAACUGUAAUUGUAAUUGUGCGCAUUCUUUUUGUCGCAUUUGCAGCAUGUGCUAAUUACUGCUAACAGCAAAUUUAGUUUAAUACUAACAAUAUUUUGUAUGCUCUCAAAACCAUCGUAUUUAAAUACAUAAGUAUGACAUAAAAAAUGUUGUUUAUUGAAAUAUCUAUAAAGCGAACAAAUGUUGAAAACAGUUAAUUACCAAUCUUUAAAUUUUAGUGUUACUAAAAUAAAAAUAAAUAUUACAUUAUGUCAAUAUUUUUAGAUCGAGAUAUAUUUCUAUUCAAUUAUGUAUACAACAUUUAUUCCACAACUUUCGUUAUCUUUUGUACAAUUUGGAGAUUCCAUUCUUUCUUAAAGAAACUGUUGAAGAUGAUAUUUUAUACGUGUAAUUAUUCGUAAAACCGAGAAAGAAGAGAAAAUUUUAAAAGAUCAAAGUAAUAAACAAGUUCGUAUACACAUGCAGUACAGAAUACAAUAUUUCAACAAUGUUGCAGAAAUGUUACAAAGUUGCUGCAUUACUAGAAUGUUCGGUACUGUAUGAAAAGUAUAUUUCUUUCUUUUUAAUUGAUCUCGUUAAUUUUUUCUAUCUAGAUUAUUAUGCAAUUUUAUUUCCAAUAUUUAUUUUAAAUUCAUGAAUUCAUAAUUUACACAUACACACACACACGCACGCGCGCGCGCGCGCGCGCAAUUGUAUUUUAAAAAUUAUAUUUUAUAAAGUUUAGUUUUCUUCUGCAUAAUUUUACUAAAUUUUGCAAGAUUAUUUAAUUUUGCUAAACGUUAUGAUGCUUACAAAGAACAUUAUUAACAAGCCAUUGAUAUCGUUAUGCUUUGCAAUUUACACAUGAUUUUCAUGCGUCUUUCGUGUACUCUUUGGUACGUUCAACUGAAUUCGUUGUAAGCUCCGCAUGUUAUAAACAAUACGAUUAAUUGAUGGAUCCAGCUAAUUAAGCUUACGAUAAGUAUUAUAAGGAUUUGUCAUAGCGUUAAAACGUAUCACAUUGUCCUCAAUAAUCUACGCUGUUCUUAUAAUGUAUGUAAAUUUAAUACGUAACUAUAUAUAAUUAAAAAGAAACAAAGUGGCUGGA
Monomorium pharaonis (pharaoh ant) is the source of this 2880-nucleotide messenger RNA. RefSeq names its product FMRFamide-related peptides. Lineage: Eukaryota; Metazoa; Arthropoda; Insecta; Hymenoptera; Formicidae. Gene Ontology annotation, biological process: neuropeptide signaling pathway. The record is from RefSeq and is a predicted model, not a curated record.